AUGUACAAAAUUAAUUUUUUGGCUAAAAGUAUUAUUAAACCAUUAAACAUCACUAUUGAUGUAAACAGUUAUCUGGCAUGCCGAAGGGGGUCCAGCGCACAAGCUGAAAUAUCACCAGUCCCAUGCAUAACUUUGAACAAUGGGUGCAAAAUGCCUGCCUUGGGCUUAGGUACUUGGGGGGCUAACGAUGAUUUUGUUAAUCUUGAAAAAGUUGGAAAGGGCAAAAGGAAAUCUGCACCAGUCGAACCCGAUGAAUGGGUAGACAUAACCAAACGAGCCAUAGACUGCGGCUAUCGGCAUAUUGAUACAGCUUUUCUCUAUAGAAAUGAAAAACAGAUCGGUCAGGCUAUUAAGGAAAAAAUUAAAGAAAAAGUCAUUAAAAGGGAAGACAUUUUUAUUGUUACGAAACUGUGGAAUACCUUUCACGAUCCCGAAAAUGUUAUAGCCGGUUGUAAGAAAAGUCUUAAAAACUUGUGCUUGGAUUACGUCGAUAUGUAUUUAAUGCAUUCACCAAUGGGAGCACCAGCCCAAAAGGACGAUAACAUUUACGCACCCACCAAAAAUGGUAAACCUUUAUUUACGGAUACGGAUUACGUCUGCACAUGGCGAGCUAUGGAAGAGUUAGUGAAAAAAGGUCUUUGCAAAAAUAUUGGCAUUUGUAAUUUUAAUAUAAACCAAUUGGAACGACUGCUAAAGUACGCCAAGAUUCCACCACAGAACCUUCAAAUGGAACAUCAUCCAUACCUUACGCAAAAGGAGUUGACAGGUUUUUGUAGAGCUCUCAAAAUUAUUAUAACAUGUUACGCUCCCUUAGGCUCGCCAAAUCGCCCCUGGGCGGGCAAAGACUCUGCUAAAAUUCUUUUAAAGGAUCCCCAGGUUGCAAAAAUUGCUAAAAAGUACGAGAAAAGUCCCGCCCAAAUACUUUUGAAAUAUCCAAUUGAUCUAGGCCACGCUACGAUACCAAAUCCGGGAAAGGGAAAAGAACACAUGGCCGAAAAUAUAUGUAUUUUUGAUUUCUGCCUAGCUCCCGAAGAUAUAGAGGUUUUGGACGCUUUGAAUGCGAAUGUUCGUUACUUCAAAUUCACGGGGAGUAGCGGUCAUCCGCAUCAUCCUUUUGAAACUCCUAAGUCAUAA
Glossina fuscipes is the source of this 1134-nucleotide messenger RNA. RefSeq names its product aldo-keto reductase family 1 member B1-like. Lineage: Eukaryota; Metazoa; Arthropoda; Insecta; Diptera; Glossinidae. Gene Ontology annotation, cellular component: cytosol. Bases 1 to 1134 code for a protein of 377 amino acids. The transcript is spliced from 7 exons. The record is from RefSeq and is a predicted model, not a curated record. Gene Ontology annotation, molecular function: aldose reductase (NADPH) activity.